This is a messenger RNA of Camelina sativa (false flax), 1155 nucleotides long. NCBI's taxonomy places the organism in Eukaryota, Viridiplantae, Streptophyta, Magnoliopsida, Brassicales, Brassicaceae. The record is from RefSeq and is a predicted model, not a curated record.
AGAGAGAGAGAGAGAGUGAUUAUUGUGGGUGAAGAAGAAAGAAUAUAAUUUUUUUCUAGGGUUUUUUUUUUUGAGAUUUAAAGUAAAGAGUUUGAAAAAGAGAUUUCGAUCAGAAUGAGCGGAGACAACGGCGGUGGUGAGAGGCGCAAAGGCUCCGUCAAGUGGUUCGACACCCAGAAGGGCUUCGGUUUCAUCACUCCUGACGACGGCAGCGACGAUCUCUUCGUUCAUCAGUCCUCCAUCAGAUCUGAGGGUUUCCGUAGCCUCGCUGCGGAAGAAUCUGUCGAGUUCGAGGUCGAAACCGACAACAAUGGCCGUCCAAAGGCCAUAGAUGUCUCUGGUCCCGACGGCGCUCCAGUACAAGGCAACAGCGGUGGUGGUUCUUCUGGCGGUCGUGGCGGUUUCGGUGGCGGACGUGGUGGGGGCCGCGGAUCUGGUGCUAGCUACGGCGGCGGUGGUGGUGGUUACGGAGGUGGACGAGGCGGUGGCCGCAACAGCGGUGGUGGUUCAUCUGGCGGUCGUGGCGGUUUCGGUGGCGGACGUGGUGGAGGCCGCGGAUCUGGUGCUAGCUACGGCGGUGGUGGUGGUGGUUACGGAGGUGGACGAGGCGGUGGCCGUGGAGGCAGCGACUGCUACAAGUGUGGUGAGCCCGGUCACAUGGCGAGAGACUGUUCUGAAGGCGGCGGCGGUGGUUACGGAGGAGGCGGUGGUUACGGUGGUGGCGGAGGCUACGGAGGAGGAGGUCGUGGAGGAGGCGGAGGCGGUGGAAGCUGCUACAGCUGUGGCGAGUCGGGACAUUUCGCCAGGGAUUGCACCAGCGGUGGACGUUAAAAGGAUCGCCGGUCCGACGGUAGAGAAGAGUGAAUCGGUCAUCUCUCAAAUGUUGAUCGGAGGAUCUUAGUCUCUCGCCGUGUUCUAUCUUUAUCUUAUUAUCCGCUUUUUUGCUUAUUAUGAUGAUGGGGUCUCUCUCUGUACUCUGUCCUUCUUAGUUGUUUUUUUUCUCUGGAUGGUUUUCGGAUUAGUAGGACUUAUUUGGUUAUGCUCUACUUAAUGGUUUUAUUAUGAUGAUGGUACUACUUGUGAUGGUUGAAAUGCUUGCUACUACUGAUCUGUUUCAAGUGUUCAUAUGCAAAACAUUAUUGUGGUUUUUUCUUU